Messenger RNA from Dreissena polymorpha, 5120 nucleotides. RefSeq lists its product as uncharacterized. The transcript has 8 exons. Gene Ontology annotation, molecular function: protein binding. Lineage: Eukaryota; Metazoa; Mollusca; Bivalvia; Myida; Dreissenidae. The record is from RefSeq and is a predicted model, not a curated record. The coding region runs from base 36 to 1358 and encodes 440 amino acids.
AUGUAUUAAUUGUUUAUUUCAGCAAGUGCAGUAAAAUGACCCCGAUUUCGGAGCUGACCAACACGCAGCCCACAGACCUACAGGGACUGUCAGUGGAGCUGGAAACUGUCAUGGGGGGAAUCAAAAGCCUACAGAUAAAUCAGGAGGCCAGUGUUCAGUCAUUGCAGAGAACAUACAAGGAACAUGGGGCAGUCAUGAUAGAACAAUUGCAUGGCAAUUUAAGUACUAAUAUAGAUAAGUGUUUUAAUAGUUCUGUGGGUACAUCGGGCAAUAAUUUAAAAGAAGAAAUGUGUUGGAGUGUUCUUUCCAUUUUGAAUGAAUUUGAUAAUAUUACUGUGAAGGAACUAAAUGAUAUAAAAGAGGAAGUUAUAAGCAUAAAAGGGUCAGUUACAAGUUCUAUUCAUAAAUGCACCACUCUUCACAAUGACUUGUCACAAUUCCAUGAACUUGUUCAGAAAAUUGGAGAUAAUAAGGAGCUCUGUCUUAUAGCCAGCAUAAAAUGUAAGCAUAUAAUACAGCAGGCAUUGACUCUGCUAGGAAAGUCAGGCAAGGCGUUUAACGUCCAGCGGAAGUCUGUGCACAAUGUGAGAAUACCAAGUGAUUCAUAUGAAUGUAGUAUUGCAGGCAUAUGUGUUCUGACUGAUGGGCAGGUGCUGGUCGCAGACUCGAAGAAUAAGAGGAUCAAGCUGCUGAACCAGCAGUACCAGGUGGUGAAUCACUGGGAUGUGACUGCUGGGCCAUGGGACAUAUGUUUGAUCACAUCCAGUGAGGUUGCAGUGGCUGUGAAUGACCAUGAUAGCAAGAUACAUGAGGUCCAGUUUAUCACUGUCAACCAGGGAAAGCUUGUCUCUGGCAGGAAGUUUCAGUUACAACAUGAAUGUAGAGGUAUUGUCCAUCACCAAGGAGACCUUUUUGUCACCUCUGGUAAAGAAUUGUACAAAUACUCACUGAGUGGCAAACUGAUCUGCAGUCUCUACCAAGAUAGAUCAGCUGAUUGGAAAGUAUACAAGUGUGCUGUGAGUCCCACAGGAGACAGGCUGUACAUCAUCACCAGCUACUUGAAGAACAAGCUUCUCACCCUGGCCAGGGAUGGCACACUCCUGGCUACAUACACAGACCCAGCACUACGUGACCCAACUGGUCUACAUGUGACCCCUGCAGGCCAGGUGCUGGUCUGUGGAUACCGGUCCCACACUGUACUACAGGUGGGCUGGGAGGGAGAGAGUAAGCUGGCUAAUCUUGCUACUGAGGAGGAUGGACUGUGGUACCCAUGGUCAGUCUGCUACAGCAGCACCACAUCAUCCAUCAUUGUGGGACAGUGGGAGGACAACAACAUCCUGGUGUUCAGAGUGGAAUAGUGUGUACAUUUGCUGCUGGGUCGGGUCAACGAUGCUGAGGAUGUGGGGGGCAAGCAUGACGCAGAAGGAGAGCACCAGCAUUAAUAUCGAGUUGGCCAAGCAACAGCACCAGUCUGGCCUGCAGGAGCCCCAAUACAGAACCAUCCUUUCCCUCCCCUGAUCCCUAGCUCCUCCCACUGGACCUCCGGCCUCAAAGGUACACCCUUCGACUCUCAGCCCGAAGUUAAUCAGAACUCAAACUCGGCCCUUAACAAUAUCCGCGAGGCCAGCAUAUCAGCUCAGCUUCUGAGCUUCAGCAACUGCUAAGCACAGAAGACAAAGGAGUAGUGAAAGGCUCAGCCAAAUCAAAGUCCAGCAAUGUGAGGGUGACACAGCCUUUCCAUGUCCUGGUAUUGCAACAUGAAGGACAUUUUAGCUGAAACUAACAAGGGAGAGAACUGUAGAUCUGCACCAGCACAGAGCACCAGCAUUGAUAUCAAGUUGGCCCAGCAACCGCACGAGCCCUACCUGCAGGAGCCCCAGUCCAGAACGACCCUUCCCCUCCCCUGACUUCUAACUCAUCCCCCUUGACCUCCUGACUCAAAAAGUCAGCAUGAUUGAAUAACUCUGUUCUGCAGGAAAUUCUGAGCAUGAUUCUAUUCUGAACAAACGCAAUGCCCAUGUCACGUUUUCCAAACAUAAGCCUGGGUAGUUUUGUUAAGCUAGAGUUCCCUGUGGGCCUGAGAGGGACAAGUGUUACAGACACGAAAAGUAAUAGCAGUAGUUAUGGUAACGCCAACAGUCAGUUGUUGCUGUUGGACAUCACAACAAAUAUCAUGAAAAAUAAAACGUUCAAUAACUUGUUCCAAUCUUUAUGGGACAAACAGAAAUUGAACGGGAGAAAAUCAAGGAACAAUAAAAGCGUAAGCUUUCCUAGUGGGAUACUUCUGCUGUUAAUAGUUUGGACGACUGUAGGGUUACGGACUGCCCCAGAUUGUCCUCUCAGCGGCCAAAAUAUCAUAAUAGAACGGACUUUUGGCAAUGUUACUGACAAACAAAGGGAGUAAUGACUUGGUUGUGAAUACCCAGAGCACUAGACAUCCAUGCUGACAAAGAAAGGCAGUAAUGACUUGGUUGUGAACACCUCCAGCACGAUACAUCCAUGCUGACAAAGAAAGGCAGUAAUGACUUGGUUGUGAACACCCAGAGCACAAUACAUCCAUGCUGAUACAGAAAGGCAGUAAUGACUUGGUUGUGAACACCCAGAGCACAAUACAUCCGUGCUGAUACAGAAAGGCAGUAAUGACUAAGCUGUGAACAUCCAGAGCACGAUACAUCCAUGCUAACACAGAAAGGCAGUAAUGACUAUGCUGUGAACACCCAGAACAUAAUACAUCCAGGCUGACACAGAAAGGCAGUAAUGACUUGGUUGUGAACACCCAGAGCACAAUACAUCCAUGCUGAUACAGAAAGGCAGUAAUGACUAAGCUGUGAACACCUAGAGCACGAUACAUCCAUGCUAACACAGAAAGGCAGUAAUGACUAUGCUGUGAACACCCAGAACAUAUUACAUCCAGACUGACACAGAAAGGCAGUAAUGACUUGGUUGUGAACACCCAGAGGAAGAUAUAUCCAUGCUGACACAGAAAGGAAGUAAAGACUAUGCUGUGAACAUCCAGAGCAAGAUAUAUCCAUGCUGAAACAGAAAGGCAGUAAUGACUAUGCUGUGAACACCCAGAGCAUAAUACAUACAUGCUGACACACAAAGGCAGUAAUGACUUGGUUGUGAAUACCCAGAGCACAAUACAUCCAUGCUGACACAGAAAGGCAGUAAUGACUUGGCUGUGAACACAGAACACGUUACACCCAUGCUGACACAGACAGGCGGUAAUGACUUGGCUGUGAACACAGAACACGAUACACCCAUGCUGACACAGAAAGGCAGUAAUGACUUGCUGUGAACUCAGAGCACAAUACAUCCAUGCUUACACAUAGAGGCAGUAAUGACUUGGCUGUGAACACAGAGCUUAAUACAUCCAUGCUGACACAGAAAGGCAGUAAAGACUUGGUUGUAAACACCCAGAGCACAAUACAUCCAUGAUGACACAGAAAGGCAGUAAAGACUUGGUUGUUUAAACACCCACAGCACAUUACAUCCAUGAUGACACAGAAAGGCAGUAAAGACUUUGUUGUAUACACUGAGAGAUCCAUACAUCCAUGGGGUGUGCCACAGACUCAAAUUACGCCCACUAUUGUGAACAAGGUGCUUAAAGUGAACAUGUCUGGUUUCUGUUUUCUGUUUUGUUAUGAGCACUUAGCACUCCGAGCCAAAAAGGCCUCACAUUGAAUUGAGAAGGCUUUGAAAAUGACAGCAGUUUUCUUGUGUGGUCCAGUACGCCCUUCGACUCGCAACCUGAAGAAAGCAGAACUCAAACUCGCCUCUUAGCAAUAUCAACAAGGCCAGCAUGUCAUCUCAGCUCCUUGAGCUUCAGUGAACUUUACUAGCAAACAUGACAAACGUCAUUGAAGUGAAAGUCGAUAACAGCCCCCUUCUUGCACACAUACUACAACUCGCUUAAGAAAUUCAGCAUGAAGACGUCUUGCGUCAGAAUACCAAGCCUCCUAUCAAUAUCUCCUCUCAUGUUGGCUACAUCAACACUUCCAACAGCAGAGCCUUGGUGAAUUGACUUCCGUCUCAGCAUCGAUGUCGCUUAGCAACAAUUGGAUGAUGGGCGUCGACAAAUUAGGCCGGACAAGUCGCUCGAACUGAAACGAUCUGAUCCAACAGGUAGAGCAGGCAUUGCGUGACACGUCUGUUAAUGUGACUGACCUCGAUAUGUUGUUCUCAAAUAAUGUGAACCUUAGGCCUGGAGAGCAGUAUGCGAUUGACGCCAUUCAACAACAGUUGUUGUCGGCAAUUCUCGGGUUUGGGGGUGGCGACUUCGGCGUCGGGACUCGCUACAUCUCUGUCUAUGGCCCAGUCGCAGCAGCAGCAACAAGAAAAAUAAGUAGUAUCUUAGCGGUGUUCUGGGAUAUGGGGCUUCAUGUAUGUGCUUAAAUUGUCAUCCCAGAUUAGCCUGUGCAGACUGCACAUACAUAAAGUCCUAUUAAAUUGUCAUCCCAGAUUAGCCUGUGCAGACUGCACAUACAUUAAGUCCUAUUAAAGUGUCAUCCCAGAUUAGCCUGUGCAGACUGCACAUAAAUAAAGUCCUAUUAAAGUGUCAUCCCAGAUUAGCCUGUGCAGACUACACAUACAUUAAGUCCUAUUAUAGUGUCAUCCCAGAUUAGCCUGUGCAGACUGCACAUACAUUAAGACCUAUUAAAGUGUCAUCCCAGAUUAGCCUGUGCAGACUGCACAUACAUAAAGUCCUAUUAAAGUGUCAUCCCAGAUAAGCCUGUGCAUACUGCACAUACUUUAAGCCCUAUUUUCCCAGAAUGAGGCUCAUAUAGCUCACUUAAAAUCAGUAUUUUUUCUGCCUGAUUGAAGAAAUCUCCUAGCAUCAAAUGGUUUAGUAUGUGUUUUUAAAAUUAAUCCACUUGAUAAAUAAAUAGCAAAUAGCAAUUGAUCUCAUAUCAGGUUUAAUGAUAGAAGGUGAAGGCAUAGUUUUGUCUACGUUUUUGGCCGAAAUUCAGCCCUUGAACCAAGCUUUUAUCCUUUCAUACAAAAUCUGCUGUAAUAGACUUGUUAAAUUUUAUUUAAUUUUAGCAAAUCAAUUAUUUUAAUGACUUCAGCACAUUAUACAAUUAUUACCUUCAAUAUUUAUUUAAGUUCCUGAAUUUUGU